Molecule: messenger RNA, 723 nt
Organism: Racocetra persica
Lineage: Eukaryota; Fungi; Glomeromycota; Glomeromycetes; Diversisporales; Gigasporaceae
Source: the annotation of a GenBank genome assembly
AUGUCAGACACUUCAAUUGCAAAAUUACCUAACCUUGAACUCGCACAUUACCGUUUCAUUUUGAAUAAUCCCAAAACUCCAGAACAACAUGAAGAAGUCAAAACAAAGUUGUUUAAUAUAAUUGAUGAAAACAACAUGGCACCAUUUUACCAACUUGUAACUGAAGAACUCAAAAUUCCGUUAAACAAGGCCUUGUUGACCAAAUAUCAAGAAGCCAAUAAAGAAGAGUUACAAAAAUUAGAAGAACGACUGCAAGAUGCCGAAAAAAAUCUUGGUGAGACAGAAAUAAGCGAUGCUUUGUUAGCUAAAGCUGAUUACUUUGCCAAAAUUGGGGAUAAAGAAAAAGCACUAGCGGCAUAUCGAGUUGCUUUAGAGAAAACUGCAGGAUUAGGUUCUCGAAUUGAUAUAAUCUUUUCUUUUGUGCGGAUUGGAUUCUUUUUUAAUGAUAAUGACCUUAUUAGUCGUAAUAUUGAAAAAGCAAGAAGCAUGAUCGAAGAAGGUGGUGAUUGGGAUCGACGUAAUCGGCUUAAAGUUUAUGAAGGCAUAUAUCGAUUAUCAAUACGUGAUUUUAAAACAGCAGCAAAUUUAUUUCUUGAUACACUCUCAACCUUUAUGUCAACCGAGUUAAUGGAAUAUAAGGAUUUUGUAAAAUAUGCAGUUUUAGCAGGAAUCAUUUCCCUUAAUCGAGUUGAUUUAAAAAAGAAGGUUAUUGAUGCACCAGAA